AUGAGCUGUAGGGGACAAAAGAGGAAGGCCGGUGGGGAGGCAAGGAGGCGCACAGCCGGGUUCGCAUUCGUUCUGUUGGUGGCUCAUCUAGCAGCAGCCCGACACCACACGGCCUCGGCAAGCGCUACUACUGCCAUCGGCGGGGAAAACGGCGUUGGUGUUUUCGGCGGUUCUUCUCGGAAAGGAGGCGUGCUGUCGCGGUCCCUUCAGGAGGAGACGCCUUCCCCUUCCCCGGGAGCAGAUGAUGAGGAGACUCCCGUUGAAACCCCGACUCCGGUCGCGGAGACAGAUGGAGGAGAAACUCCUUCUCCCGAAGGGGAAGGAGGCGAGACGGUUGAAACGGCUGCACCGGUGCCCCAGGAGGCUAGUGUAGAAGAGACACCGACCCCGGUGCCGGAGGAAGAGGGGGCGUCUGACGCCCCUACCGACGGGGCUUCUGAAACGCCUGCCCCGGUGGCAGGGGAGGAGGGGACGCCAGAGACCCCAACCCCGGUGGUGGAGGGAGGAAGCGAAACGCCCGCGCCGGUGGCAGGGGACGAGGGGACGCCAGAGACCCCAACCCCGGUGGCGGAGGGAGGAAGCGAAACGGCCGCCCCGGUGGCAGGGGAGGAGGGGACGCCUGAGACCCCGACCCCGGUGGUAGAGGAAGGAACUGAAACGCCUACCCCGGUGGUGGAGGAGGGGACGCCUGAGACCCCAACCCCGGCGGAGGAAGGAACUGAAACGCCUACCCCGGUGGUGGAGGAAGGAACUGAAACGCCUACCCCAGUGGUGGAUGAGGGGCCGUCUGCGGCCCCCACCGGAACGGCUACCCCCCUUGAGACGUCAACCUCCCCCACCGCUGGCGCAAGUGACCCUGUUGCACCGUCCACGUGCUCGAACGGCAUCCCCGGGGUCAGCGACGGCGACGUUUGCUGCUUGGAGGCCUGCGGGCAGUGCGGGGGGGAGGGGUGCGGCGCUAUCGCGGGAACUAACGGGGCCUCCGACUGCUGCCCGGACACGAUCAAGGAGGAGUCCGGCGGAGUGUUCUGCGGGGAAGCACCCUGCGUGAUGGCGGGAUUCACCCCAUCGCCGCUGAACCCGGCCUUCGACGGAACGGCUGCUCCUGUCGCUCCUUCGACGUGCUCCAACGGGAUCGCUGGAUACCAGGACGGAGCCAUCUGCUGCUUAGAGAUCUGUGGCAGGUGCGGCGGGGACGGUUGCGGUACCAUCCCGGGGACUGGUGGCUCGGACAACUGCUGCCCUUCGACCAUCCUCGCAGCGGGAGUGGUCUGCGGUGAGGCCCCGUGCAUCAUCGAGGGAUACACCCCUGCACCUGCCGUUGUCGGCGGCGGAACCACGGCUCCGUACGGAACUUCGACGUGCAGCAACGGGAUUCUGGGGUACCAGGAUGGCCCUGCGUGCUGCGCGGCAAACUGCGGGCAGUGCGGAGGUGGGGGCUGCGGUUCUGUACCCGGCACGGCCGGUGCUUCUGCAUGCUGCUCUUCGGACGUAGAGCUGGCGGGAAAUCUGUGCAGCGCGACAGGGGUAUCGCCGUGCGUGAUCGACAACUACACCCCUGCGCCCGUCGUGCCCGACUACGGAUCCGCUGCGCCCGUCGUGCCCAGCAAUUGCAGCAAUGGACUGCCCGGCUACCAGAAUAACGACAUCUGCUGCCUCGAGUCUGGCCUGGUGAGACAAACUUUUUUUUUUUUUUGGUCUUGACUUCGAAUCAGCGCUCACAGCACUAUUUAGUGUCGUUUACUCCAACCUGUGGUCACACAGAAGAGCCCCUCUCUACCCUCCCCUCCUGCGGUACGUUGCCUUCAAUUUUUAAUGCGAGAAGAGUUCAGCACUCUCUUCCCUCUGUGUACACACGAACUAGCGCUAUCCACUAGGCCAGGAGCGGAA
Messenger RNA from Ectocarpus siliculosus, 1890 nucleotides. Lineage: Eukaryota; Phaeophyceae; Ectocarpales; Ectocarpaceae. The record is from the annotation of a GenBank genome assembly.